AUGUCCUUCUCCAAUCCUCGAGAAUCCGUCUUCAACCAGCCCAAGCCGGUGGUCCAUCUGCCUCCAGAUCUGCUCGCUGCCGUCACAAAGGGUGCUGAGCCAUACCCUAUCCCUCCGGGCAAGAAAUAUCAAUAUGGCACCGCAGGAUUCCGCAUGAAAGCAGCUGGAAUUAGCAAUGCUGGGCUGGACCAUGUCAUAUACACUGUGGGACUCAUUGCAGCGGCCCGGUCAAAGAAGCGCAAUGCGACAAUCGGGGUCAUGAUCACAGCCAGUCACAACCCCGCCGAUGAUAAUGGAGUCAAGUUGGUAGAUCCUAUGGGUGACAUGCUCGAGCAAUCGUGGGAAGGUCUUGCAACCACGUUGGCCAAUACGCCCAACGACAAGCUGGCAAAGGCAUACGAGGAACUGGUCAAUGACACCCUGGUUGACGAGAUCCGACAGCUGCACGAGCGGCCCGCCAAGGUCGUGUUUGCCCGUGAUACCCGUGCCUCGGGCCCUUACUUGAUCACGGCGCUGAAGGCAGCUUUGGACGCUGUCAAGGUCGAAUACACCGAUUAUGGCCUGCUGACCACGCCUCAACUGCACUAUAUCGUUCGUUGCGUCAACACGCUCAACUCCCCGUAUGCCUUUGGCGAGCCCACCGAAAAGGGGUACUACGAAAAGAUGGCUACGGCAUUCAAGACUGUCAUGCAUGGACGGGCGAUUCAGGGUCCUCUCACAGUGGACUGUGCCAACGGCGUCGGAGCCCCGAAGCUGAAGGAGCUGAUCAAGUACCUCCCAAGCGGGAAAGAAGGCGGAAUCGACAUCAAGGUGGUGAAUGAUGAUGUGGUCCGACCCGAAGCUCUCAACCUUGAUUGCGGUGCAGAUUAUGUCAAAACCAAGCAGCGAUCUCCGCCCAGCUCGGCCGCCCAGCCUGGCGACCGGUGCUGUUCUCUUGACGGGGAUGCAGACCGUGUAGUCUACUAUUACACCGACGAGUCCAAGACAUUCCACCUCCUGGAUGGGGAUCGGAUCGCCACCCUUGGAGCUGUAUUCCUCGCCGACAUGACCCGCGUUGCUGGAAUUGACCAGAAACUCAAGAUCGGUAUUGUUCAAACAGCCUACGCCAACGGAGCAGCCACCGAGUACGUGGAGAAAGUCCUGAAGCUCCCAGUCACCAUUACUCCCACCGGGGUCAAACAUCUUCACCACGCUGCUGCCCGGUACGACAUUGGAGUCUAUUUCGAGGCCAAUGGCCACGGGACAGUCCUCUUCUCCGACAACGCCAUCAAGGUGAUCAAGGAGGCGGUGCCCAAAUCGCCCGGCCAGAAACAUGCCCUUGAAUCUCUUCGUGCUUGCAUCGACUUGAUUAAUCAAGCUGUGGGCGAUGCCAUCUCCGAUUUGUUGUUUGCCGAAGUCGUGUUGGCUCACAAGUCAUGGACGCCGGAAAACUGGCGCAACACCUACAUUGACCUUCCUAACCGUCUAGUGGCCGUCGCGGUGCAUGAUCGAUCCAUCUUCAAGGCCACGGACGCAGAGAGGCGGCUCGAGUCCCCCAAGGGUGCGCAGGAAGACAUUGACCGCUGCUGCCAGAUGUAUGUCAAGGGGCGUGCUUUCGCUCGAGCUUCGGGAACGGAAGAUGUCGUUCGCGUCUACGCCGAGGCACAUUCCAAGACGGAGGCAGAGAAGCUUGCAUCCCAGGUGGCCGAAGUAAUCAAGAAAUACGGGUCUGCCUGA
Molecule: messenger RNA, 1716 nt
Organism: Capronia epimyces CBS 606.96
Lineage: Eukaryota; Fungi; Ascomycota; Eurotiomycetes; Chaetothyriales; Herpotrichiellaceae
Product: phosphoacetylglucosamine mutase
Exons: 6
Coding region: 1-1716 (571 amino acids)
Biological process (GO): UDP-N-acetylglucosamine biosynthetic process; carbohydrate metabolic process
Molecular function (GO): phosphoacetylglucosamine mutase activity; magnesium ion binding
Source: RefSeq, a predicted model, not a curated record